This is a messenger RNA of Quercus robur (English oak), 2145 nucleotides long. Its product is annotated as probable nucleoredoxin 1. The transcript has 4 exons. Lineage: Eukaryota; Viridiplantae; Streptophyta; Magnoliopsida; Fagales; Fagaceae. Bases 110 to 1852 code for a protein of 580 amino acids. Gene Ontology annotation, molecular function: thioredoxin-disulfide reductase (NADPH) activity. The record is from RefSeq and is a predicted model, not a curated record.
GAAUUCGAAUAAGCAAAGCAUAAGACAAAUACCAUAGUUUAUAUAGCUCUCUGCAUCUUUCACUUCAGUUUCACGCACUUUCCACAAGAACUGAUCAGUGAGAGAGAAAAUGGCAGGUGGUGGUGAAGAAAACGUUACCGAGAUUGUGAUCAACGACGAAGCUCACGACUUUCGCUCGAUACUCUCUUCUUCUGAGAGAGACUUUCUUGUCCGCAACAAUGGCGAUCAGGUUAAAAUUGAGAGCUUGAACAGGAAGAAGUUGGCAUUGUAUUUUUCAGCAUCAUGGUGUGGCCCCUGUCGCCGAUUUACCCCAAUUUUAAUUGAGGUGUACAAUGAACUCUCUUCAAAAGGUGAUUUUGAGGUCAUUUUUGUCUCGGGUGAUGAAGAUGAGGAGUCCUUCAAAGGGUACUUCUCCAAGAUGCCAUGGCUUGCAAUCCCAUUUUCAGAUUCAGAGACACGUGAUCGCUUGGAUGAAUUGUUUCAGGUUAGAGGCAUACCUCACUGUGUAAUCCUUGAUGAAGAUGGGAAAGUUUUGAGUGACAAUGGAGUUGAGAUCAUUCAGGAGUAUGGAAUUGAAGUGUAUCCUUUCACACAACAAAAGAUCAAAGAUUUGAAAGAUCAAGAGGAAGCAGCCAGGAAGAAUCAGUCCUUGAGAUCUAUCUUGGUAUCCCGCUCACGUGACUUUGUCAUUUCAUCUGAUGGAAAGAAGGUGCCUGUCUCUGAACUUGAAGGAAAGACAGUAGGUCUGUAUUUCUCAUUGUUCUCGUACAAGGCUUGUGAUGAUUUUACUCCAAAACUUGAUGAGGUUUAUGAAAAAUUGAAAGCAAAGGGAGAGAACUUUGAGAUUGUGUUGAUACCACUUGAAGAGGAUGAGGAAUCAUUCAAUCAAGGCUUCAAAAGCUUGCAUUGGUUUGCACUACCUGUCAAGGACAAGAGCUGUCAAAAGCUGGCUCGGUACUUUGAGCUCGCAACCCUCCCCACUUUGGUUAUUAUAGGGCCAGAUGGGAAGACUCUUCAAUCCAAUGUUGCUGAAGCAAUUGACGAACAUGGGGUUCUGGCAUACCCGUUCACGCCAGAAAGGUUCACAGAGCUUGCUGAGGUGGAGAAGGCAAAACAGGAAGCUCAAACCCUGGAGUCAAUUUUGGUUUCAGGAGAUCAAGAUUUUGUCAUUGGAAAAGAUGGAGUCAAGAUUCCAGUAACAGAUUUAGUGGGAAAAAACAUCCUACUUUACUUCUCAGCACAUUGGUGCCCUCCAUGUCGCGCCUUUCUACCAAAACUUAUGGAUGCAUACCACAAGAUCAAGGCAAAGGAUGAUGCCUUUGAAGUGAUUUUCAUCUCUAGUGACAGGGACCAAGCCUCUUUUGAUGAAUUCUUUUCAGGAAUGCCUUGGCUAGCGCUUCCCUUUGGUGAUCCUAGGAAGGCAUCCUUGAGUCGUACUUUCAAGGUCCAUGGCAUUCCCCUGCUUGUAGCCGUUGGACCAAGUGGCAAGACUGUCACGAAAGAAGCUCGAGAUAUUAUAAUGAUUCAUGGGGCUGAUGCUUAUCCUUUUACUGAUGAGCGGUUGAAGGAGAUUGAGGCACAAAUUGAGGAGUUGGCAAAGGGGUGGCCUGAGAAGUUGAAACACAAACUUCAUGAGGAGCACGAGCUUGUGCUUGCUCGUCGUAGGAUUUAUACAUGUGAUGGGUGUGGUGAGGAGGGAAAUGUCUGGUCAUAUUACUGUGAUGAGUGUGACUUUGAUCUUCAUCCAAAGUGUGCCUUGAAAGAAGAAAAAGGAGCCAAUGAUGAUUCCAAGGAGGAAGAAAAUCCCCACGAAGGAUGGAACUGCGAUGGAGAAACCUGCUUCAAAGUUUAAUAAUACCGUAUCUUAAAUUUGAGAUCAUUUGAUCUUUAGUGUCCUUUCCUUUUCCUGAGUUAUUUGCUUGUGAAUUGUGGUGUAAGUCUUAAGUCUUAAGUUUUUAAGUGUGCUAUGUGGUUAUAAUGGCCUCUCAUGUUGAAUAUAGGGCCAGCCUAAAAGUUAUUAUGCAUACUGAUGCAAGUGCUAAUGGUUUAAGUUAUUAGACUAUUCGCAAAUCCACGUGUUGCUUGGAAAUAAAUGAAUGUGUAAUUAUUUUGUAAUGUAAUAUAAUGUAUCAUUUAUUUUCUAAA